UAGGAAAAAGUUCUCAGAGGGAGAGAAAGAAACAGGAAAAGGCUCCGGCCCGGCCUCCGCAGCUCCCAGGGACACCCGCCGGGCGCAGCGCCGUUCGCAGUUCCAGCCAAUCAGAGAGCGCGCUGAACAAUUCCCAGCCAACCAGAGCUCUUCUCGCCGAUGACUCACCCGUUGCCAGGCGCACCCGCGGAGCCCCGCGGCCCCGGAGCGGAGUUCGGGGCUCGGGCCGGGGGCGCGGAUCCGCACCGGGGGGCCCCGAGCCCCCUGCCCACCCCCGGGGCCGACCGGGGGCUGCCCCACCCAGCAGCCGGUGCUGCGGCGGCCGCGGGGCAGAGGGGCGGCCAAGGGGGGUCCGGGCUGGGAGCGGAGGGAAUGCGGGAGGAAGAGGAGGGAGAGGAGCGGGAGCGGGAGAAUCCCGCCGCUCGCAGCGCCCGCACGCUGGGGCUGCAGCACCCCCUGCCCCGGGAGCAUCGCCCCCAGCCCCGAGCCGCAGGGGAGGCCGAGCUCGCCCCGGCUCUGCCGAGGGAUCUCCGGGAGGAUUUUUUUGGAGAGUGUUGGGAGGCGGCAGAUCCCGGACUCGAGCCCCGGAUAUCGCCGGGCUCCCUACGAGGAGCUUUUUCGGGGGGAGAGGAGCCGCGAUCGCCCCUCGGGAGGGUCCCGGGGGGUCCACGCGGGGCUGGCCCGUUUGAAGAGAUUGUCCUUGAGUCUCCAGCUGGAACAGGAUUGUUUUGUCCUCACCACUCUGUGAAAAGAUCCCAGGAACACUUAAUAUAAAGCUAAAAGCUGCACACCAAAACAGAACAGAACAACUUAAAACCUAAGGUAUCAGUUGUCUGUGGACGGACAUACAGAGGGACAGAGGCAAGACACCUUUGCUUUUAGUUACUUUUUAGCUCGCUGAGGCAGAGAAGUUCCCUGGACUGUGAUUUUUCUU
Motacilla alba alba is the source of this 934-nucleotide messenger RNA. RefSeq names its product translation initiation factor IF-2-like. The record is from RefSeq and is a predicted model, not a curated record. The coding region runs from base 160 to 774 and encodes 204 amino acids. NCBI's taxonomy places the organism in Eukaryota, Metazoa, Chordata, Aves, Passeriformes, Motacillidae. The transcript has 2 exons.